This is a messenger RNA of Talaromyces stipitatus ATCC 10500, 5430 nucleotides long. RefSeq names its product polyketide synthase, putative. NCBI's taxonomy places the organism in Eukaryota, Fungi, Ascomycota, Eurotiomycetes, Eurotiales, Trichocomaceae. Gene Ontology annotation, biological process: fatty acid biosynthetic process; secondary metabolite biosynthetic process. The coding region runs from base 1 to 5430 and encodes 1809 amino acids. Gene Ontology annotation, molecular function: 3-oxoacyl-[acyl-carrier-protein] synthase activity; phosphopantetheine binding; fatty acid synthase activity. The transcript is spliced from 4 exons. The record is from RefSeq and is a predicted model, not a curated record.
AUGCCCAUCUAUACCCCCACCACAAGUUCAGAUCCCGACGUGGACUCGCACAAAAUGAAGCUCGUCUAUUUCAGCAACGAGUUUCCAAGGGAAGACUUGCAGGAUGUGUUCCGCCGCCUACACAACCACAGCAGGGACAAGCAUCACCCAAUCUUAGCUCAAUUUAUAUACGAAGUCACUUGGGCCAUCAAGGAAGAAAUUCGGCAGCUUCCAACGGAGCUCAAGCAGCUGAUUCCACCAUUUGAGUCUGUCUUCAGCUGGGCAGAAAAUACGGAGCUUCGAGAAGGCUUGAUCUGCGGCGCCGUAGAUGGAGUCCUGCUUGUUGUCGUUCAACUGGCUACUUACAUUGGAUAUGCAGAGAACAGUCCUGACGAAUUAACGGACUUUGCAAACACGAGCCUUGCUGGUCUUGGAAUUGGACUUCUAGCAUCAACUGCUGUGUCGUUGUCCUCCACGUUGGCCGACUUGCCACUCGCGGGUGCAGAUGCUGUGCGUUUGGCCUUUCGCCUAGGCAUCCAUGUCCUGGGCAUGUCGGAAAACUUGGAGGCACGCGAUCUGUCAGAGACUCCAGAUACAUGGGCAUAUGUUGUUCAUAAUGUCGAUUCAGACGCCACCCAGAAGGAGCUCGAUACGAUACACUCCCGAGAGGGAGUUCCCAAUACUGGAAAGAUAUUCAUUAGUGCCGUUAGCCGAACUUCUGUCACAGUGAGUGGACCACCGGCUAGGUUAAAAUCACUGUUCAAUAAGUCAGACUUUUUCCGCGAGUCAAAAUUCAUUCCACUUCCAGUCUAUGGUGGUCUCUGUCAUGCACCACAUAUCUACGGUAUUCAAGAUACGCAAAGUAUCGUCCGUCGCAGCUCGUUGAACACGGUCAACAGAAAGGCUUGGCCAACGACACCAAUCUACUCUACUAGCACCGGCCUAGAGUACCCCGCUAAGACUGCUGCUAAGCUGCUAGAAGGUGUAGUUUCGGAGCUUCUUACUCAAGCAAUAUACUGGGACCGGGUCAUAUCAGGGGUCGUCGAAAAAGUUGAAACUGCUGUUGCCACGGAAGCGGUGUUGUAUAGCUUCGGUAACUCUAUUCCUCUCAACGACUUAAACUCGGCUUUGAAAAGUAGUAUCACGCAUCCAGAAAUCACGCACAAUAAUCUCAUGACAUGGGUCGCACAAAUCCCACCAAGAGGAAGUACACCACGCGGCACCGCACAGUCCAAGCUCGCUAUUGUCGGUAUGUCCUGCAGACUCCCUGGAGGCGCGACAAACACCGAGAAGUUCUGGGAGAUUCUAGAGAAAGGCUUGGACGUUUCGAGGCGAAUCCCAGCUGAUCGUUUCGAUAUUGAUGCGCACUACGACCCAACGGGCAAGGAACUUAACAAGACUAUGACGCAAUAUGGCUGUUUCAUUGAUGAGCCUGGCUUGUUUGAUGCGCCCUUUUUCAAUAUGUCCCCGCGAGAAUCCCAGAUCGUCGACCCUCAGAUGCGUUUAGCUCUUGUUACCGCGUACGAGGCGCUUGAACGUGCUGGCUAUGUCGGUAACCGUACGGCGGCUACACAGUUGCAGCGCAUAGGUACAUUCUACGGCCAAGCCGCUGAUGACUACCGCGAGGUUAAUCAAGGCCAAGAGGUCAGCACCUACUAUAUUCCAGGUGGUUGCCGAGCCUUUGGUCCUGGCCGUAUCAACUAUUUUUUUAAGUUUGCUGGUCCCAGCUACAGCAUUGAUACAGCAUGUUCAUCCGGACUUGCCGCGAUUGAGGUCGCAUGCCAGGCCCUUUGGAACGGCGAAGUCGAUACCGCCGUCACAGGAGGUGUCAACGUAUUGACCAAUCCAGACGGCUUCGCCGGACUGUGCAACGGCCACUUCCUCACCAAAGGACACAACGCGUGUAAGACAUGGGAUAGCACUGCCGACGGGUACUGCCGAGCUGAUGGCGUUGGCUCUAUUGUCAUUAAAAGGCUGGAAGACGCCGAAGCAGAUAAUGAUAGUAUCUUAGGAGUCAUUCUUGGUGUUGGCACGAACCAUUCUGCAGAGGCGAUUUCCAUUACUCAUCCGCAUGCUGGCCACCAGGCAUAUCUGUCACGUCAGGUACUUAGACAGGCCGGCGUGGAUCCUUUAGAUGUGUCGUACGUCGAGCUCCACGGUACCGGCACUCAAGCUGGUGACCAUGAAGAGAUGCAGGGUAUCUUGGAUGUUUAUGCUCCUCUCACUAGGCGUCGUAGUAAAGGCCAGCCCUUACAUAUUGGCGCUGUAAAAGCAAACGUCGGUCAUGGUGAAUCUGUUGCAGGGACAACGGCAUUGAUAAAGGUACUGCUAAUGCUGCAAAAAAACGCCAUCCCGCGGCAUAUCGGUAUCAAGACGGAAAUAAAUCCAAAUUUUCCCCGAGACUUCAAUAAACGCAACCUCCACAUUCCAAUGGAAAUGACCUCUUGGCCGCAGGUGCCUGGGAAAAAGCGCCUUGCAGCAGUCAACAAUUUUGGUGCCGCCGGCGGGAACACAACCAUGGUCCUGGAAGAGCCACCUAUUCGCGAGAUCACCGAAACAGACCCACGUAAAGUUCAUAUCAUCGCUACCUCGGCCAAGGUUAAAACAUCUUUGGCUGGAAAUAUUAAGCGCUUGAUAGCCCAUCUUGAUAACCACCCAGACAUUAAUUUAGCUGAACUUUCAUACACGACAACUGCCCGACGCUAUCAUCACACGCAUCGCGUGGCAAUUGCUACCACUGAUGUCGAUCACUUGAAAAAGCAGCUGAAGUCUCGCUUGGAAAAAAUCGAUUCGAUUAAACCCGUUGGAAAAUCCGGAAUGCCACCAGUCGCAUUCAGCUUCACAGGUCAAGGUGCCUCUUACAAGUCGAUGAAUUUAGAAUUAUACCGCGAUGUACCUACUUUCCGAGAGCAUAUCCAGUACCUCGACUCUCUCGCCCAAGGCCAAGGCUUUUCGUCAUUCAUUCCUGCUCUUGAUGGAUCAUAUCCUCAAGAUCAUGCUCAUUCUGCCGUCAUUACUCAGCUUGCCUUGGUCUGUACUGAAAUUGCUCUAGCUAAAUAUUGGUCUUCUCUCGGAGUCAAGCCGGACGUCGUCAUAGGCCAUAGCCUAGGGGAGUACGCAGCAAUGCACAUAGCCGGCGUGGUUUCUGCUAGUGACACCAUAUUCAUGGUUGGACGUCGGGCUCAAAUGCUGGAGCAGAAGUGCAAGAUUGGCAGCCAUAGCAUGAUGGCUGUUCGAGCUUCUCUCACUCAGAUAGCUGAAAGCUCAGAAGACAAGCCCUUCACAGUUGCUUGUAUUAAUGGACCUUCAGAUACAGUGCUUAGCGGGACCAAGGAACAAGUGGACGACAUCUCAGUCUCACUUGAAGCGGCCGGGUACCGUUGUAUCAAGUUGGAUGUCGCUUUUGCUUUCCACUCAGAACAAAUGGAUCCUAUUUUAGAUGACUUUGAAGCUAUUACAACAACAGGAGUUCUCUUUCAAGAGUUAAAAAUGCCUGUUAUCUCACCCCUGCUCGGCAAAGUCAUCUUUGACAGCAAGACGUUGAAUGCAAACUAUGUGCGGCGAGCCACUAGACAGACCGUGGACUACCUCUCUGCGAUAGAGAAUGCUCGUAAAGUCUCUACCAUUAGUGACGAGACUAUCUGGAUCGAAAUUGGACCCCAUCCUGUCUGUACUGGUUUCAUCAAAUCCACCAUUCCGUCCACACAGCUCGCCAUACCAUCAAUCCGUCGCGGUGAAGACAACUGGAAGACUAUGGCUGAGAGCAUGGCUGCUCUGCAUCUUGCUGGUGUUGAAGUUGGUUGGAAUGAGUUCCAUCGUCCUUUCGAACGUAGGCUCCGCCUCUUAGAUCUGCCGACAUAUGCCUGGAAUGACAAGAAUUAUUGGUUGCAGUACAAUGGCAACUGGUGUUUGACAAAGGGCAAUACUUUCUAUGACAACGAGAAGGGAGCUGAUGCAGCCAAGACCUUACCAAAGGCUUUACCAGCAAGCGAGAUUCAGACUACAACGGUACAGCAGAUAAUAGAAGAGAACUUUAAUGGCUCUGCUGGUACAGUGAUCAUGCAAUCGGAUCUGAUGCAGGCAGAUCUACUAGCUGCCGCUCAUGGGCACAGCAUGAAUAAAUGCGGCGUUGUUACAUCUUCCAUCCACGCGGAUAUCGCAUACACCCUUGGUAACUAUCUGCAUCGCAAGUUGAAUCCUAAGGCCAAGAACGUCAACAUGAGUAUUUCCAAUUUAGUCGUUACGAAGGGUCUUGUUGCUCAGACAAACAAAAAAAAACCUCAGCUAUUCCGUGUGACCGCUGCCACUGCCAAUAUAGCCUCAGGUAUAGUCGACUUAACUUGGCAAAAUGUGGACAAUGAUGGCAACGUUUACCAGCCAUUCGCUACCGCCAACAUUUAUUACGGCGAUGCAACUGAGUGGCUCUCUUCUUGGGCGCCUGUUGCGCAUCUAGUCCUUGGCCGUAUUGACGCGCUCGAGCAAUUGGCGACGCAAGGCAAAGCUAGCCGCUUUUCGCGCAAUAUGGCAUACACGCUUUUUGCCAGCAAUUUAGUCACCUACGCCGAAAAGUACCGCGGCAUGCAGUCUGUAGUCAUACAUGAUCUAGAGGGAUUUGCCAAUGUACAGCUGACUACCAAGGAAAGUGGUGUGUGGACCGUUCCUCCAUACUUUAUUGAUAGCCUUGCACACUUGGCUGGCUUCAUAAUGAACUGCUCCGAUGCCAUGGACACACAAAACAAUUACUGCGUCACUCCGGGUUGGAAUUCCAUGCGGUUCGCAAAGCAUCUAGUCCCCGGGGCAAAGUAUCUUUCGUAUGUCAAGAUGAUCCCGACAGCUGAAGACCCCACAAUCUACUUUGGUGAUGUGUAUAUCUUGCAAGACGAUGCCAUCAUAGGUGUCGUUAAUGGAAUACAGUUUCGUCGUUACCCUCGCAUUCUGCUCGACCGAUUCUUCUCGCCACCAGAUAAGAUUACUGUUAGUGAGAGCAACCCAAAACCCACCCCUUCUCGCACUGCAGUUCCCGUGUCAGCAUCACCAAAGUCCGCCAUACCAGCACCAAAGCCGACAGUCGCUCAGCCUGAUCUAGACACUGGAAACGAUGAUGGAAAGAGCAAGCCUUCUCCCAGCAAUACUCCCACUCCUAUGCCAGCUCCGACCGAGAAUUUAACACCCACGGUCACGGAUACCGCCGGUCCAUCCAUUGAGACCACCGCUGCGUCUGGCAGUGUCACUGCUAAGGCGAUUAUGCUCAUUGCGAACGAAGCUGGUCUCGAUCUUUCCGACAUGGAGGAUGACGCCAGCUUCGCUGCGCUCGGUAUUGACAGUUUGAUGUCGCUGGUCAUAGCGGAGAAGUUCAAAACUGAGCUGGAUAUCAAGGUCAGUGGCAGCCUUUUCUUGGACUAUGAGACGAUUGGAGAUUUGCGGGAGUGGCUGGAUGAAUACUACAACUAG